AAAAAAAAAAAAAAAAAAAAAAAGGCCAGCAGAGAGAAAAAGCGACGCCUAUCAUUUUUUUUUAAAUAAGUAAAUAUGCUCUUUUCCUUUCUUUUUAAUCUCUCGUUUAACUAAAACUCAAACGCUAAAUCAAAAGAAUGAUUUUGUUAGCAAAAGCUGCUCUUAUGUUUACUUGAUUACUACGCUCGUCUUUUUAUUUUUAUUUUUUUUUUUUUUUUUGAAAAGAGAGGAAAGCAUUAAUCAAGAACUUAACGCUUACGCCAUGGAUGAAGAUCUAGAAUGAUAACAUUGAUUUAGAAACCCUCGCUACAGAUAUGGAUAAUGAGGAUUUAACACCUGAAGAUUUUAUCUCGGAACGAAAGGAAGUAUUACCUAUCAUAAGACCCAAUUUAAAGUUGGAUAUGCCUUCCACAACACGAAGUAUCGAUAAACCUACUAAGAAACUCCGAACAUAUAACGAAGCAAUCACCCACGCAUGCCAGCAAAAAGGUACAGAAAAUAGCAACAACAAAACAAUGUUCAUUGUAGAUACUUUGUCACUAAAACCUUUUACAAUAUUGGACAAUCAUGGAAAUGAGGAAAAUGCACUCGCUCAUGAUACUAUUGUAAAUAAUCUUGUAGCAAAAUAUGAUUCUAUCAAAUCUAUUCCAAUCAUGAAAAGACCAUAUGAAGAUGACAGUGCUACUAAUUCAUUAUGUAUAAACUGUGCAUCACAAGUUCAUGCUGAACUCAGCAGCUUGUUUGAUACCUCGCCUUAUUCCUCAUUAUUGAAACAAUGGGAGUAUACUCCUUUAACAGGUGACUUAUGCACAUUACUGAACAAAGACUGGCAAUUUUACCCUCAAGUCAAAUAUUUUCUGCAACUGUUUUCGCUGGCAAUCAUGAUAAAUACGGUUGAAAUGUAUGGCAGGACGAAAACCGCUGACUAUCAUCGUGAAUCAUUUGGAAAGUUAAAAAACAGCGUCAUAACAAACUCGUUGCCCCCACCAAUAAAAGUAUUCCACCAAAAUGUAUGGCCUACUUCAUUAGAUGUACGGGAUGGAAAGAAGCUUGUAAUUGGAACUCAAGUUUCAAACGCAUUAGUAACUUCCAGUAUUCGUUUAGAUGAAAAAGGUUUUGUAUCGAUUGGUGCCACUUCAUCUCAUUUCAUGCUCGAUACAAUCAAGGACUCCUUGGCAUCUAAGAUUUUUAUUGAUAUUAACUCAUUAAAAUCUGCAAAGACAUUGAUUGAAGAUCCAUCAACUACACACGUUUCGGAUAUUGGUAUUAUAUUUCACCAAUUGCGGCAAGUACGAACAAAGUUUCAUCUACCGUCGACAUACUCUUUAUGCCGUGCUUCUGGUCCAAUCACCAUAAAUCAUACUUGCCAUCCAUUCUCACUCUUCACUUUAAGUGAAUUUGACCGUGGUCGCAGUCCAUCUGCAUCUAUAUUUCGUACAAUUGCUAAUGAGGUUUUAUUAAAUAAUAGCGACGCCAAACUCGCCAAAGAAAAUGUUAGUAGAUGGAUCAAUGAAUCAAAAGGCAAAAGAAAAGCAAUCCUCUCCAACAUCCUUGCUUUGUAUGAAAAUGAUAAGGACAGGCUUCCAAUUUUAUAUAAUGCUCCACUCAACAAAGAACUAGAAGCACUUGCUAUCUUAUUAAUACCCACCAUUGUAGAGGCAAACAAAUCCGUUGAAGCCCAAGUGAAACAGGUCUUUGAAGUCUUCGGUUGCUUGUAACUUGUUUAAAUUUGUUUAUUUUUUUUCCUAUUUUUUUUCUUUCUUUUCAAUAAAGUAGUUUAUUUAAAAUGCGA
Messenger RNA from Cokeromyces recurvatus, 1792 nucleotides. RefSeq lists its product as uncharacterized. The record is from RefSeq and is a predicted model, not a curated record. NCBI's taxonomy places the organism in Eukaryota, Fungi, Mucoromycota, Mucoromycetes, Mucorales, Mucoraceae. Bases 315 to 1718 code for a protein of 467 amino acids. The transcript has 2 exons.